AAUGGGCAAACUUGGAGAAGCUGCAGGAGAAAAUGCUGCUCCAAUGGAAGGUGCAGGAGAAGACGCUGGAGAUGGUGCUCCCCCGAUGAACGAUGCUGGAGAAGCUGCUGGAGAUGGUGCUCCCCCGAUGAACGAUGCUGGAGAAGCUGCUGGAGACGGUGCUCCUCCAAUGAAAGAUGCUGGAUAUGGUGCUCCCCCGAUGAACGAUGCUGGAGAAGCUGUUGGAGAUGGUGCUCCCCCGAUGAACGAUGCUGGAGAAGCUGCUGGAGAUGGUGCUCCCCCGAUGAACGAUGUUGGAGAUGCAGUUGGAGACGGUGCUCCCCCGACGGAUGAUGCUGUAGAAGCUGCUGGAGAUGGUGCUCCCCCGAUGAACGAUGCAGGAGAAGCUGCUGGAGAUGCUGCUCCCCCGAUGAACGAUGUUGGAGAUGCAGUUGGAGACGGUGCUCCCCCGACGGAUGAUGCUGGAGAAGCUGCUGGAGAUGGUGCUCCCCCGAUGAACGAUGCAGGAGAAGCUGCUGGAGAUGGUGCUCCCCCGAUGAACGAUGCUGGAGAAGCUGCUGGAGAUGGUGCUCCCCCGAUGAACGAUGCUGGAGACACUGUUUGAGAUGGUGCUCCCCCGAUG
Messenger RNA from Coturnix japonica (Japanese quail), 622 nucleotides. Lineage: Eukaryota; Metazoa; Chordata; Aves; Galliformes; Phasianidae. The record is from RefSeq and is a predicted model, not a curated record.